This is a messenger RNA of Salvelinus fontinalis (brook trout), 1744 nucleotides long. RefSeq names its product skin secretory protein xP2-like. Gene Ontology annotation, biological process: proton motive force-driven ATP synthesis. Gene Ontology annotation, molecular function: proton transmembrane transporter activity. Bases 256 to 1434 code for a protein of 392 amino acids. The record is from RefSeq and is a predicted model, not a curated record. The transcript is spliced from 7 exons. NCBI's taxonomy places the organism in Eukaryota, Metazoa, Chordata, Actinopteri, Salmoniformes, Salmonidae.
AAAACCGCUCUGAAGCUGUGACCAUCGGACAGGAGCUUUAAGAUUAGCCCAUAAGAUACCUACCAAUAAGUCUGGAACUAUUUUAAUUCUAACUUCAUAGAUAUAGAUUUAUAUAGAAAAGAUCCACCAUCGGUCGAACAUAUGUGGAUUCUUCCUGACUAUUGGAGCCAUUGAACUUACUUGACAAAGACGCACUCAGGCAAACUAAACUGUGGGACGAAAAUCAUCAAGCAUUGUUUCCGGCGGAAUGAUUUUAUGAGCGCAAAGAUGGCGGCUUCUUUGCUGAGGAUAGGGCGACUUGGCUCUGUCAAGUGUGUGCAGGCAGAGAGGUGGAGCACUCUGAGUGCUCCUGCAGCUGCGGCCCUAUGCACGAAAGCUGGUGGUCCCAAGAAGCCCAAGAAGAGCAGCUCAGCAAAAAAGUCCCAGGGCAAAACAUAUUUUGAUUUAGAGAAGCUUGUACCACACAGAAAAUAUGUGGAGUUUCCAAAGAAAGUAAUGACACCAGCUGCUGCAGCAAAACUUGCCGCCGCCCCAAAGCCUGUUCAAGCUGCUGCCACCGCCCCAAAGCCUGUUCAAGCCGCUGCCGCCGAGCCAAAGCCUGUUGAAGCCGCUGCCGCAGGGCCAAUUGUUGCCGCGGCUGAAGCUGUUCCGGCCCCCGCUGCAGUCGAAGUCACCCCCGUCGUUGACACAGUCGCCCCCGCAACUGAAGCCAUUGUUGAAUCCGCCGCUCUUGUAGCCAAAGCCGCCCCCGUUGUUGAAGCUGCAGCUGAUGCCGCCGCCCCAAAGCCUGUUGAAGCCGCUGCAUCAGUAGCUGAAGCCGCUCCUGUUUCAGCCGAAGCGGCUCCCAUCGUUGAAGCUUCAUCAGCAGCCAACGCUCCUGUUGAAGCCGUCCCAGAUGCUGCUGCCCCUGCAGAAGCGGUUGCUGAAGCUGCCCCAGUUGAAGCCAUAGCAAAGGCCCCAGUAGAAGCUGCCCCAGUUGAAGCCAUAGCAGAAGUUGUGGUUGAAUCUGCAACCAUCGAAGGUGCGACUGAAGCCCUCGUGGAAGUUGUAGCAGAUGUUCUGACUGUAGCUGCCCCCAUUGAAGCUGUGGCUGAAGCACUCAUUAAAGCUGCAGCAGAGGUUGUAGCUGAAGCUGCCCAAGUUGACGCUGCAGCAGAGGAGCUGAUUGCAGAGCCCCCCCCGGCCGAGGCAGAACGGAUUGAGGCGCAUGAGGUUCAACUGGACCCAAUCCAGAAGCUCUUCCUGGAUUCGAUCCGCGAGUACACCUCAAAGAGUGUGGCCAGUGGCGGUUUGGUAGAUGCAGGCCCUGCGUAUGAGAAGAACUUAGCAGAGGAGCUGACUAAACUCCAGCGGCUUUAUGGUGGUGGAGAACUCACAGCUUUCCCAGAGUUCAAGUUUACAGAGCCCAAGCUGGAGGAAGUGGCCCCCAAGUAAACAUCAAGUUUUUCGUUGUUGGUUUUGUUGUUGUUGUUUUUUUACAGCUUUUUCCUGUCCAUCUGUUCUAUGAAUAUUGGAAGUCUAAAGAUAACUGUAUCAAGUUGAUGCUAAAAUCCUUUUCAUUUUCUAUGUGGGUGGGUUAGAGCUGAUUCCGUAUAAAUAAAAAUUCUCUAACUGAAAGUCUGUAUUAGAUGCACAUGUUGUAGGUCAAGCGUAGGCUGAGCUUUGAGCUGUGAAAUAUAUAUGCAUUUACAUAGAAUGAUCCAGGAAUGUUGGAUGGGGGGAAUAAACUCUGUUCCAUAUUCUA